AUGGACGCCAGCAUGCUCAUCUCAACCGAUGACGAAAUGCUAGAUUCGGAUAGUGAUCAGAGGAGAGAUGAAGAUUACGAUAUCGAUGUAGAUGCAGAGGUUUACUCUGUAAAUGGUGGCGACCUGGAAGUCACCAUGACGAUGGAGGAAGACAUAGUCGCUUAUGGUCGCUUGGAACAAGAUGACAACGACGACGAUAUCAUGCUCGACGACGACCCAACGGACUACGGCGACGGUUACGACGUACAUCAUGGCGGCCAUAAUAUAAUAGCUACUCAGACUGAUACGCAACUCGACGUCAACAGUUCCAUGGCACCAACGAUGUCGCAGCAGGAGACGUCCUUCUUCCAGCAACUCUCACCACACCAGUCGAAUUUCAAUCGUCAAGAUCCGGAAGCCUCUUCUUCCCAGCCGGUCCUGACUCAGUCCGACAUAGGAGCCGCUAUGACGGAAACACAAACUACACAGCCCGACAACGGUGGUAACCGCGGUGACGGCGAGCCUGUUGAUGUAGAUCCGCAGCAGGAACAGGAGCAAGUGCCGCAGCAACAGCCUUCGCCAGUAUCGCACCAAGAUAUUCCGUCUCAGUCCAAUAUUUUGCUCGAGGAGGAGGAAAAUGACGGUACACAAAGCUCGACUGCCACUCUUGCCCACGAGGUUGUCAGGAAUGACGAACAAACUGCUGAGGAGAACAAUGACAAUACGCCUGUGCCAAAAUAUCAAUCCCAGCAAGAGCUCGAAUCCAGCGAUGCUGACGCCGGUCCUGUCGGAACCGAGGAUCCGUUUGACUCUUUGUACCAGCAUCCCGUGAUAGUUCAAUACGAGCAAAACCAGCUCACCUUGUUUCCUUCUAUGGCUGAUUGGUCGAACGACCCUGUUCUGGCCAACGUGUAUAGCGACGUUCCCUCCGAUUAUCUUUUGCCGGACGUGGGUGUGUGUGAGAAGACGUUGAGCGAUCUCUUCAUGCAUCUUCGAGAUGUCUUGGGGCCUGCCGUUGGACUCGGAUCUGAGUUGGUUGUGGAAAUUGAACUGCUUGGCCUGAAGAUGGGAGAGGAUAAUGCGGCUUGUAAGUCUGUCAGUUUGCGACGAAUUCUUGAUCUGCACAAUCAACUGCAGGAAAAUGAUGGUUACGAGAUCCCGAUGCCUGUCACUAUGUCCUUGUACACGGUCCCCAAAUUUCUUAGUCGCCUGCAGGAAAUCACCGACGUGGUGCAAGAAAGGAAGGGUCUCCAGGAAUGCCUGAGUCGUCUGGGAUUGCCGUCCGUCGAUGAAUAUUCAAACGAGGAGGACGUGGCCAGUCAUCACGAGGCCGACGCAGCUGACUACAGCGAAAAGCAAACUGUGCCUAAUUCGCUCCAGAAUCCCACCACUGAGUCUCGCGAGGACAAGAGCCCAAGUCCCACCCUGCAGCAGUCAGAGGAUGUUGCUGAGGUUGCGCAAAUCCACGAGGAUGCCAUCGCUGUUAGCCCGGAGACCGAACACACGGAUGUCGUUCAACCUGAGGCUGAAACCCAAGGCUCUACCCAGAAGGAGUUAGAAGUCUCACAUACCCAUGUGAUUAUCCAACAGCCAACUUCUGGACUUCUUAGCCAUUCGGGAUCCACAAUCGUUGAUGAUGAAGAGUUGUUGGAUGAAUUUGAGGAUGGUGAAGGCAUCAUCGAGGAGGCCGAUACUGUGCUGCAGUCAGAUCUUGCGGAACUUCACGAGAAUGAGCCUGUGGCCCAGAAUGGAGCCGACGAACUGCCCGGUGCUGUUGACGACGUCCAGUCCCUUCUGGAGAGUGAUGUUGCGCCCGUCGAGCCGUCGACCGCUGAGCUCGAAGUGACAGAAGCAGAACAUCCACCUUCUACCGUCGGCGAUAGUGACGAACACGACACCCCACCUAACUUAGAUGACAACAGCAACAAACCCUCCCCAAUCCCAGUUUUUAAUGGAGAUGAUGAAGAUCAAGGCGAGUAUGACGGAUCAGAGCAAUCUUUUGAGGAGCGCGGAUACGGACAGGGGGAGAGUCAUCACCGGUAUCAGGAAGAGGGGCAACAAGGUACCGAACACAUUGAUGAAGAAGAGCAAACCCACGACGAGGGCGAGGAAGAAGUCCACGAUGUGGAUGCAGAGGGUUACGCAGAUGUGCAUUUCCAAGACGAUGCCGUUGCAACAGAGGGUCGUCCGCAUGCGGAGAGUGUUCACCAAGAAGAAGAAGAUGGGGAGUAUGAUGCGCCCGGUGAUUACUAUGAUGAGGGCGAAGGUGAAUACAAUCAGCAGGACGAAAGUGUUUACAUUCAGACGGAGGCGAUCGAAGAGUACGAAGUGGAGGAGUAUGACGACUCCCCCUACAAGAGCUCGGAAAACCAGUCGCCCCCAGAUGAAGUUGAGGUGAUCGACCCAUCGACCACGGAUGCUAUUGACAUCACCACGAUUGGUUCCCCUGCAGCGAGCACUGCCGACGACGAGGAGGAUCUCAUUGACUAUGAGGAUGAAGAGGAGCCGGUGCUACUGCCCCAAUCUCCCACAUCUUUGAAGCGAGUGCGCGACGAUUCUGAUGCCGAGGGUGAUGACGAGGUUGAUGCGGAUCAAGCCGCGAAACGCUCUCGUGCCGAGUAG
This is a messenger RNA of Tricharina praecox, 2601 nucleotides long. RefSeq lists its product as uncharacterized. NCBI's taxonomy places the organism in Eukaryota, Fungi, Ascomycota, Pezizomycetes, Pezizales, Pyronemataceae. The record is from RefSeq and is a predicted model, not a curated record. The transcript is spliced from 4 exons. The coding region runs from base 1 to 2601 and encodes 866 amino acids.